AUGGAUUAUGAAACUCUCUUUGUCAUUCUACCCAAGGAACCAAAAAAAUGGUCUCGGGAGGAUGUGUCAUAAUGGCUUAAAUUUGUUGGAUUGUAGUCUCUGGAAAGCACUUUCAGUACGUAUUUAUUUUUAGAAGUAGCAAAUAAUUCAAUUGAUGGAUCCUGUUUGGAAUUAAUAGAAGAAAACGACCUCAUUGAUGAUUUAGGAAUCAACAGUAAGAUAGUUAGAAAAAAGUUGAUGCAUUGGUUGAAAAUUGGAUUAAAAGAGUACGCUUAACACAUAAAAUCAGUUUUUAUUGAUGAUAAGCGAUGUGAUAGGAUGGAAUAAGAAAACACUUCACUUGAAAAUACAGAAUCCGCACAAGCACAAUAUGGAUAAAUAAAUGUGUAACAUGAUAUGAUGACUAAUUACAUUAAGAAUAAUGAAAUGUUAUCUCAAUAGUUCCAACAACCAUUAUGUGAAAUUGAAAACAAGCCUUAGUUUUUAAAGAAAUAAUAAACCGGCAAUUAAUUAGAAUAAGAAAUAGAAAACUUAGAAUCACAAGUAUAAAAUGAACUCAUAAUUCAACCUACUGAAGGACCAUAGACUAAUUUCUAUUGUAUUAAGGAAUCAGGAGGUAAAAUAGGAAGGCACUCCAACAACUAGAUUUUGAUAUUAGAAGAAAGUAUAAGUAGAUUUCACGCGGAAAUUGUGUUUUAAAAUAAAGAAUUUUUCAUAAAAGAUAUAGGAUCAACAACUGGGACUUUCAUCAAAGUAGAGAGCAAAUUGGAAUUGAAAGUUGGAAUGAUUAUAGAGCUUGGAAGCAAUCAAUUUGAGAUAUAGCAAUUGAGUAUGAAUAAUCAAAUAGUUGAAAUUGUCAUGUUGAUAGUGGAGGGGUUGAAUUCAUCUGAAAAGCACAUAAUUGCUUUGAAUCCUUAAAAGUGUGUUACAACAAUAGGUAGAAAAUAAACUGCAGAUCUCACCUUCAGUGAAGAUCAUCAUCUCUCAAAUAUACAUGCCAAGAUUUGUCUUAUUGAGGGACGUGUCUAUUUGGAGGACAUGGGAUCCACUAAUGGUUCCUGGAUUAGGUUGUCUAAAGAAGGAUAGUUCUCAUAGUUAUAUCCCUUAGAGAACCAAACAGUAUUCAAGAUUGGAACCACUUCUACUUAUUAAUGUAAAAGAACUACUUAGGUGGUUGCUGAUAAGAAUAAUGAGAAUAGUUGUAUAAUUUGCAUAGAAAAUGAUCGGGAUGCUCUGUACAUGCCCUGUAAACAUAACACUGCUUGUCUCAAAUGCAGCAAGAAUUUGAAGGAUUGUCCCAUCUGCAGAACCAAAAUCCAAGAUGUUAUUAGGAUCUACAAAAACUGAUAUUCUUACAUAUAUAUAAAUUAUUUAAGUUAAA
This is a messenger RNA of Paramecium tetraurelia, 1381 nucleotides long. RefSeq lists its product as uncharacterized. Lineage: Eukaryota; Ciliophora; Oligohymenophorea; Peniculida; Parameciidae. Gene Ontology annotation, molecular function: mRNA binding; protein binding. The transcript is spliced from 6 exons. The record is from RefSeq and is a predicted model, not a curated record.